This is a messenger RNA of Penicillium lagena, 1221 nucleotides long. Its product is annotated as Zn(II)2Cys6 transcription factor domain-containing protein. The transcript has 2 exons. NCBI's taxonomy places the organism in Eukaryota, Fungi, Ascomycota, Eurotiomycetes, Eurotiales, Aspergillaceae. Gene Ontology annotation, biological process: regulation of transcription by RNA polymerase II. Bases 1 to 1221 code for a protein of 406 amino acids. The record is from RefSeq and is a predicted model, not a curated record. Gene Ontology annotation, molecular function: zinc ion binding; DNA-binding transcription activator activity, RNA polymerase II-specific.
AUGCCACCACGCCUGAGCCACCGCAAGUCCACCAAAGGCUGCCAACGAUGCAAGGCCCGCAAAGUCAAGUGCGAUGAACAACAGCCAAAAUGCAGCCACUGCAAACGGCAUGGGGUUUCAUGUGAAUAUCUGUCACUAGCAACGCGCGCCUAUGUACCGAGUCAGAUAUCCAAAGCCACCUCCCAGAGAAGUUCACAACCUGGCCCUACAUCCGGACUGGGGUCCCCAGACAUGGGAGCACUGCGGAUCAUGGAUCUGCGCUUGAUGCACCACUACACAACUCAAACAGCGCAAACCAUGAGCUCUGCCCAGCUGCCCUCGGUUGGCGCCAUGUGGAGUAUGACGGUCCCGCAGAUGGCGUUUGAGUACCUGCCGCUAUUGCAUACGCUGCUCGCUAUUGGAGCCGCACACCGCUCCACCAUGGUCCCAGGCGAAGCAAAUAAGCUACGUCCUGUACAUCAUGGCUAUAUCGACUCUUCUCUACAGCGGCACCGCGCCCUGACAAGCCAUGUUACCGGUCCAGAAGUCGAAUCUGUCUGUAUUAAUGCCAUUCUUAUCUCUCUUUAUACAAUGUUUCUCCGCACGGAACCCUCAACCGGACCUUAUGAGCCGCCGAUCCUGUGGCUGUCAGUGGCUCGCGGCGUGCGGGUGAUCCUGCAAUCGGUCUAUUGGACUCUACUUAACUCCAAGUCGUCCCUUUGUCCCCUUUUCUUCGCACAGCCUAGCAUCUGGAAUAAGGACCCCAAUUGUACUUUCCAUGAUCUCCCCACCAAACCGUUUCAGUUUUUGCUUCAUUACCGCCGUGAAGAAGAAGAAUGGUGCAAUGAAACUAGCGAGGCUUACAGUCGGAGCGUUGGUUAUUUGGAAAUGAUGUUCCUUGCUGUCAGUGGGGAGCAACCGGAUUCCGUGAUCCGCAGGAUCUUGAAUGGUUUCCCACCAAUGGUACCAAGUCAGUUUAUGCAUCUUGCCUCUGAGAGGCGGCCACGGGCCCUGGUGAUUCUGGCGUAUCUUUUUGCCAUGGCGAAAACCUCGGAGGAUAUGUGGUGGCUCAAAGGCACUCCGGGUCGAGAGGUGCACGGUAUCGACAGUAUUCUGCCCAUUGAGUGGAAGUGGGCAAUGUCUUGGCCUUUGCGGCUCAUUUCGGCAUCACCUGAGACACGCUGCUAUGAAAUUCCUUUGCCGGUGACCUGUUCACCUCCAUCUCCCGCAUCCACUGUCUGA